AUGAAUCAAGAGCUUCAAAGAAGAUAUGAAGAGAAAAUUUUUGAAUAUGAGGAACAUAUCAAAAGUUUACAGGGUACAAAAAAUGAAUAUAGAGAAUUGAUUAAUACUCUUUCAGAAUUACCAAAUACAUUACAACCUAAAAUUAUGGUACCACUUGGCAAAUUAGCAUUUUUUGAAGGAAAUAUUAAGAGUACCAAUGAAAUUUUAAUAUUAUUAGGUGAUAAUUAUUUUGCAAAAAGAUCCACUAAACAAACUAUAGAUAUUAUUCAAAGAAGAGAUACCGAUAUUAAUAAUAAUAUUAAAGAUUUAAAUGAACAAAUUUUAGCAUUAAAACAAAGAGCGACACUUUCAUCAGAUUUAGCAAAAUCAGUUCUUGAAAAAGAAUAUGAAAAUAUCAUUGAGAUUAAAGAAGAUUAUGAUUCAGAUGAAGAAAGAGAGUUGGAAAAGAAGAGGGAAGAAAAAAUCGUUGAAAAACAAAAGCAAAUUGAAAGGGAGCAAAAAGAAAAAGCAUCAAAAGCACCAACCAAAGAAUCAAUUGCAAAAGAUAAACAAAAGAAACAAGAAAGUGAUAGCGAUUUUGAUAAAAUGUUAAAGAGAUUAGAGUUAUUAGAAACCAAAGAAAACAACAUGGGCGAAGAUUAUGAUGAAGAAGAUUUCAAUAAAAAAUUCUCUAAAGGUGUAAAUUUGGAUCAAGAUGACAAUGAAGAUGACGAAGAGGGUUACAAGUACUAUGGCGACAACAAUAACAAUGAUGAUGAAGACGAAGUUGAAAUCGAAGAGUAUGAAGAUAAUGAAGAUAACGAAGGCGGAAGAAAUAAAGGAAAUAGAAACAAAGAGGGGGAUUAUAUCGAAGGUGAAUAUUAUAACGAAGAAGAAGGAUACGAAUAUUAUGACGAAAAUGGAAACUUAGUAGAUAUAAAUGAUCCAAAUGUAGAAUAUAUUGAGGAAGAAGAGGAAGAUGGUGAUAUUGAAGAGGAAGUUGACUUUAAUGACAACGAUUUAGAAGAAAUGAGGGAUUUCCACUUUGAUAAAACAGGUCACGAUUUAACAGAAAAAGAAGUUAAAGAAUUAAAAGAGUAUUAUAACGAAAAAAAGAAAAAGAGAAUUUCAUAUAUUGACACACCACAACCACCAACACCACCAUUAGAACCAACUGAUAAGUUUAAACCAAAAUCAAUUUUAAAAACAAGUAUUAAUAACAAUUCCAAUAAUAGCAAAAACAAUAGUAAUAAAGUAUUUACAUACGAUGAAAAUGAUGAAAAUGAUCCAAGAAGGUAUAUUAAAAAUUUAGAAAAGCAAGAAUUAUUUAAAACAAAUAAAACUAUUACUACACCAAAUCCACCUCAAGAUACAGCAUUCUCUGGUGAUAUUAUAGAAAAAGAUACAGAUUUAUUCCCAAUUGAUGAUCCAAUUAAACCACCUGCACCUUCAGUUGCUCCAGCAAAACAAUCAAGAUUUAAAGCAUCAAGACAAAAUAAAUAA
Molecule: messenger RNA, 1482 nt
Organism: Dictyostelium purpureum
Lineage: Eukaryota; Evosea; Eumycetozoa; Dictyosteliales; Dictyosteliaceae
Exons: 4
Coding region: 1-1482 (493 amino acids)
Biological process (GO): negative regulation of transcription by RNA polymerase II; negative regulation of phosphatase activity
Molecular function (GO): chromatin binding; phosphatase inhibitor activity; transcription corepressor activity
Source: RefSeq, a predicted model, not a curated record